AGGCCUAGCAAUGAACUAGAUUUUGCUCCUCAAGGAAAACUGAAGGAACCCUUUCUUAUUCAGAGACCAUGGAAGUAAAACAGGUUGCAAUCAUUGGUGCCGGCGUCAGCGGACUGGGAGCCAUUAAGAGCUGCUUGGAGGAAGGACUUGAACCCACUUGCUUUGAAAAGAGCAAUGACAUCGGAGGGCUGUGGAGAUACGAGGAGUCAACAGAAAGCGGUAGGCCCGGGAUAUACAAAUCUUUAACCUGCAAUACAUCCAAGGAGAUGACGGUCUUUAGCGACUACCCCACCCCUGACCAUUACCCCAACUUCAUGCACAACUCCAAAAUAAUGGAGUAUCUCAGGAUGUACGCCAGCCACUUCGGACUCAUGAAACACAUCCAGUUCCAGACAAGAGUGUGCAAGGUGAGGAAGCGCCCUGAGUUUUCAUCCUCUGGCCAGUGGGACGUUGUGGUGGAGGCUGAUGGAAAGCAGAAAACGUACAUCUUCGAUGGGGUCAUGGUUUGUAGUGGUCACUACACUGAGAAGCAUCUUCCCUUACAGGAUUUUGCAGGAAUCACCAAGUUCCGGGGCAGGUAUCUCCACAGCUGGGAGUACAAGCACCCUGACAGUUUUGUGGGGAAGAGAGUGGUCGUGAUUGGAAUUGGAAAUUCUGGAGUAGAUGUGGCAAGUGAGAUCAGCCAUGUUGCUGAACAGGUUUUCCUCAGCACAAGACGAGGGGCAUGGAUAUGGAACCGAGUUUGGGAUAAUGGGAAUCCCUUGGACACCGCACUCUUCACCCGUUAUAAUAGAACCAUCCAAAGGUUCUAUCCCACAUUCUUGAUCAACAGAUGGGCAGAGAAUAAAUUAAAUGCAAGGUUUAACCAUGCCAAUUAUGGACUGCAGGCUAAACACAGAUUUCUCAGCCAUCAGUCUAUCUUCAGCGACGACCUGCCAAAUAGCAUCAUUACUGGAAAAGUGCUGGUGAAGACGAAUGUGAAGGAGUUCACCUCAACGUCCGCCAUCUUUGAGGAUGGCUCGGAGGAGAUCGUAGACGUUGUUAUCUUUGCCACAGGCUACACCUUCUCUUUCCCUUUCUUGGAUGACAGCUCUGAAAUCCUGGACAGUGAACACACAAUGUUUAAAUUUGUCUUCCCUCCCCAGUUGGAGAAGCCAACGCUAGCCUUCAUUGGGAUCCUCCAGCCAGUAGGAGCUACAAUCCCCACAUCAGAGCUCCAAAGCCGAUGGGUUGCACGCGUGUUCACAGGACUGCGAAAGUUACCCUCACAGAGCAACAUGAUGGUAGACAUCAACAGAAGGAAACGGAAGAUGGAAAAAGAGUUUGUGAAAAGCCCCAGAAGCAUACAUCGAGUGCAGUAUAUCGACUACAUGGAUGAAAUUGCUUCUGAAAUAGGUGUCAAACCCAACCUGCUCUCUCUCUUCCUCUGGGAUACAAAGCUGGCCAAGGAGAUUUUCUGGGGACCCUGUACGCCAUACCAGUACCGUCUACAAGGGCCGGGGAAAUGGGCAGGGGCUCGGGCAGCCAUUCUGUCUCAGAGAGACCGGAUCCUCAAACCCCUGAGAACCCGGGUGCUCAAAACCUCUGAGACAUCGUCCUCUCGUCUAUUCUGGGCCAGAUGUAUCUGUGCUGUCAUUUUUUUCUUUGUUCCUGUGCUAGUUAUCAUGCAUGUCAUAUAUCAGUGAUCCCGUACUGACAGAGAGAGAACCAGUCAUUGCUAUUUGGCAUGCAUGCCUCAGAGUCAAGUGAGGUAAUGGGGAAAGAUAUUCAUUAGAUUGACUAAGACACGUCUGAACACUUAAAUGGAAGCAAAGUUACUCGAUUACAGAUCUCACAAGGGUUUUAUAUGAAGGGGUUUUAAAAUGCAUAGCUCAUUUCUACUUUAUUCCAUAGGUGAAAGGACAUACCUUAUGUUUCCCAGAAUAAGGUUAUAUAGGGCUAAUACAAGCAAAGUUUAAUAAACAAUAAUAUAAGAGAGGUUAAGCCAGGCAUAAUACCCAGAUACAGUAUAUGGACUCAGUCUAUCUCCCCAAGAUGAAGAAAGCACAUCUUUUCAGUAGAAAAUCUGACAGUUACCACUUGAAUUGAUUGAACAGUGCUGAAAAUUUAGUCUAUUUCUUUUCACAUCAUUAUAUUGUUUUUUUUUUUUGAGGAGUCAGUAUAUUUUAUUUGAUAAAUUUUAUCUACAGAGUUUACUGAAAUCAUUUUAAUAAUAGCCAGAUUCUUCUAGAUUUCUCACUCACAGAGUUAUGUUGUAAACCAUUACAAACUGCCUCCCUCCUGGUCACCCCCUCCCAUAGUCUUCCCCCUCUCCCCAUCUCCUUCUCCCUUGAGUGGAAGCUCCCCUGGGUAUCCCCCUCCCAACCCUGGCACUUGAAGUCUCUAUGAGGCUAGGCACAUCCUCUGCCACUGAGUACAGACAAGGCAUCCCAGCUAGUAGGACAUAUCCCACAUACUGGCAACAGCUUUUAGGAUAGCCCCUGUCCCAGAUGUUCGGGACCCUCAUGAAGGCCAAGCUGCACAUCUGCUACAUAUGUGCAGGAAGGCCUA
Grammomys surdaster is the source of this 2550-nucleotide messenger RNA. RefSeq names its product dimethylaniline monooxygenase [N-oxide-forming] 5-like. Gene Ontology annotation, molecular function: flavin adenine dinucleotide binding; NADP binding; N,N-dimethylaniline monooxygenase activity. The transcript is spliced from 8 exons. The record is from RefSeq and is a predicted model, not a curated record. Lineage: Eukaryota; Metazoa; Chordata; Mammalia; Rodentia; Muridae. The coding region runs from base 69 to 1685 and encodes 538 amino acids.